Molecule: messenger RNA, 2635 nt
Organism: Ipomoea nil (Japanese morning glory)
Lineage: Eukaryota; Viridiplantae; Streptophyta; Magnoliopsida; Solanales; Convolvulaceae
Exons: 9
Coding region: 106-2379 (757 amino acids)
Source: RefSeq, a predicted model, not a curated record
AAAAAAGUCCGUUUUCUCUCCCAGCCGGGUCAUGCUUUAAAUUCAUGUAUCAAUGUCCCAAUGACUCUUUGUCGCAUAAACAUUAAUUAAACAGAGCUCCCAAGAAUGUCAGCUUGUGAUGGAGCUUCUGCUUCUGCUUCUGUGAGGAGCCUAAAAUUUAGUGAAUUAUCAGAGGAGGACACGCUCAGAAUCACUGUGGAUCUUGUAGCUGCUGCAAGGAGGAAUCUUGGGUUCCUAAAAUUCAUUGCAGAAUCUCCCUUUCUUCACCAAACUCCAGCCAUUCUUGAAUCCAUUAGAAGAUAUGAUCAGCUAUGGAUGCCCUUGAUAUAUGACCUCACAAAUGGAUCCACACCCCCCAUGAUUCUCCCUCCUGUUGAUAUUGAAUGGGUUUGGUUCUGUCACUCCUUAAACCCUGUCAGUUAUAGGCAAUAUUGUGAGUCAAGAUUCUCGAAAGUCAUUGGAAAAGCCACCAUUUUUAAUGAAGAAAAUGAAGAUUAUGCAUUGAAUAGAUGCAGAGAAAUUUGGCUUUCUAGGUACCCAUCUGAGCCUUUUGAGAAUGAAUGUGAUUCGAACAUGGAAAACCGGGUUUCCACUGUUCAGGAAGAUCUGCUGGAGGAAGUAUCGAAGCAGAGAUUUUUGUACACUAAAUUUACAGAGCCGUAUUGUUCUGAGAUUGUAUAUCUCAUAGCAGCAAGGCAGCGGUAUAAAGGAUUUUUGUAUAUGGUGCAUAGAUUCGCCGAUAGCUGCCCCAAAUUCGUGCCAACUUCAGAUAUUCUCCUAAUGUGGUUGACCCAUCAGAGCUAUCCGACAGUGUAUGCAUUUGAUACCAAAGAGAUAGAGAAAGAACUAAUUAAAGUAGCGGGCACGUGGGAGGUUGCGAAGAAAGUAGAGAUCGAAGAGACCAAGAAACUGUGGGAGAGGACGUUUGAACAACCAUAUGAGAAAGCGGGAGGCACAGCCGUUGGGAAGGAUGUUAUGGUCAAGUCUCCUAUCCAAUGGGAAGUCACGGGCACCGAUGUCAACACGAAAUACAAGUCCAUGCUACCCAGAUUCUUACUAGAGCUAUGUGUAAUGGUGAAACUAAGAACUAAAACCGGAAUUGCGAAAUGGAACAUGUCGAAAGAGUUUUUACGACUACGAUGUGUAAGAUGCCACAAAGAGCUGAAAAUGGAUACACCCGUCUCCAACUUCACCUCAGACACAUGGCACAAAGCCUGGCAUCUCUACUGUGAAUUUGGAACCAAAGGGAUGAUUCUCGAGCUUCGUAAUCGUGGUGGCCGCUGCAUUAAGGGAAGUAAGCUAACAGAAGGCGCAACGUUUCUUUGGAAUGAUUUAUUACGGGCACCCUCUCUUUCUCUAGUAACGGAGUUGGAUCAGAAAGUGAGGGUAGCUGCCUCGAUCACUCCGCCCGUUCAAGCAUCGUACUUGUUGAAAUGUGUCCCGGAUCGGGUUACAGAUGAUUCGGGGGCAAUGAUAUCGGAUGUUAUUUUGAAGCUGAACCACUAUCGACCUCAGGAAGGUCGAUGGUUGUCUCGAACUGUCUUAGACCACGCGGGUAGAGAGUGUUUCAUCGUUCGAGUAAGAAUCGGGGGAGGAAUCUGGAGGAGAGGGGCGGAAACUCCAUCAGCAGUGAAAUGGGAGGACAGGAUUAUAGAAGUACGAGAAGGCUGUUGGUCAUAUGUUGCUGGCUCCAUCGGGAGAGCUCCUGAGAAAAUUGUCGGGACUGCUACACCAAAGGAACCGCCUGAAGGAUGCCAUGCUUUAUGGAACUUCUCUACGGGCAAUAAGCUGUUAGUACAACGAGGAUCAUCAAAUCACGGUUCACGUUUUGCUUUUAGUCUAACAAAUCACCAACAUCCAGAUUCAACGGUAAAGUUGGUUGAAGGGCGGAAGAUGGAGUAUGAAGUGAAGAAGUCUGGCUCGGGCAUGGAAGUAGAGGAUGAAAACGAGGAUGGGUUUUUGACAGUUGUUAGGUUCUCGGAGGACAACCCGACAGGAAAAGCCACCGGGCUUCUAAACUGGAAGCUACUGACGCUAGAGUUUUCGCCCGAAGAAGAUGCGGUGUUGCUACUUCUUCUGUGCAUGUCCAUAGUCAAAAGCGUGACGGAAAUCAACAAGGAAGACAUGGGGAGCCUGCUGAUCAGGAGAAGAAUAAAGGAAGCGAAACUAGGAAACAGAGAUUGGGGCUCGGUCAUUCUCCACCCUUCUUCGUAUUCUCGUUCCCUUUCUUCCCCUCAUGUUCAGCCUUGGUACUGGCACGCCAAGGCCGUGAUGGGGUUGCAAGAACGAGAUAAAGUCCCCCGGCCAACUGCUCCAUUGCUGACAUAUUCCCAGGCGGAAGGAGGCGAUAAUUUGUACAAGCGCGGUAUAAUAAAUUAAAAUGGCAUUCAAGAACCACUUGUAAGUUGAGGCAAGCAAGAGAUGGAAAUGAGUAAGGUUGCAGCUUCAAGUGCUUGCUUCUAGGACCCUACCCAGGAGAACAUUUCUACAUUUUGGACAUGAUCUUUCUUGGAAAAUUUAUGAAAACUCUCUGAUUGUUUUCAGCGAGUUUUCUGAAAAGGCUAGUUGAAAAUUACUAAUAUUUAUGCAUAUUUAAAUAAAAAUAUUUUAAAAUACAAUGAUAUACAUUUUUAUA